AUGAAGAACCCGUUCCCCCCAGAGGCCCCCCAGAGUGUGCGUGCUGGGAACGAGACCCAGGGGACGGACGGCAGCAGUGUGGGGGUACAGAUCCUCUGGGACCCCCCAAAAGAGGGAGACCUUCCAGUUCACCACUACAAGGUCACCUGUAGCGCUCGCAAUGCCCUUCGCCCCUCUGCACAGGACAGAAAGGACAAUGCCCGGGUCACCCAGGGAGCUGUGUGUGAGAUGGAUCUCCAAGGUCUGCUGCCAGGUACCUCUUACCUGAUCCAGGUCCAGGCCAUCUCCUACUGGGGACAGAAACGCCUGAAGAGUGGUCGUGCCCAGCUCACCUUUACCACAAAAACUACAGGUUUGUCAUCUUUACCUGGUCCUGAGCAGACUAAAGGUCAGUUCUCCAACGAGCUCCCUUCCACCCCUCACCUGGUCAACCCUGCUGCCCCCCACCAGGUCAACCCUUCGUCUCCCCACAACCUUCGCUUGGAAGCCGCUGCCCCACACUACCACAACGACCAGCUGCAGGUUAAGGUCUUCUGGAAGAGACGACACCAAGAAACCUAUAAGGACUCCACUACAUACGUCCUGAGGUGGUAUCCUCAUGUAUGUGCCAGCAACGUCAGCCAGACAGAGAACAAAGCCACUGUGCAGGGAACACAUUAUGUUAUCACGGGGCUGCUGUUCGCCUGUAAGUACCGGAUCGCUGUGGCGCUCGUAGCACCAGAGGGGGAUCAGAGGUCAGAAGGUGUUACUGCGGUAACGACCCCACCUUGUUCUGCGGUCAUGGCGAGAGGGGGCAAGGCCUUGCCCUGUGCCAGAGAAGAGCGCCCCCUGGUGUCCAAGAAGGUGGUACUGCGUCCUGAGAAGCUGACUGCAGAGUUCCACACGGUCAACGGUUCCCUGCAGGGCCUGUUCCGCUGGCAGCUCUCCCAGACUGCACCGGGGCAGACGCCCAUCUCAGGGUUCCAGUUCUCCUGGGUGCAGGUGUCCUCUAGCGCCAUGGCAACAGAAGGACAGGACACCCUUAUCUCUCAGACACAGAUAGUGGCCCCGGACCAGCGCUCUCUGACAGUGGAGUGGCUGCAGCCAGACAGUGUGUAUAAGCUACAGGUCCAGGUGCUGUCAGCAGGUGGCAGUGGCCUCUCAGUGGCCAGGACACUCCAUACACCUCCCCUCAACACCACUCUGCUAUGAGGCUCCCCCCAACGUGCUUCAUCCUCUGCUGCUCGUCAUCACUAGCGCCGUAGUGUGUGUUGAGAACACCACCUCUACAGCCUGUAUAUGUGUCCACUAAAACACACACACACACACACACACACAGACCCUGCUACACACACACACACACACACACCAAUGCCGUGCCAGUGCUGCACUGCUCUCUGUUGUCUUUAUCACACAGAGAUAUAUAUUGAGAUAUAUAUUGCAUGAUAGAGAUAUAUAUUGAGAUAUAUAUUGCAUGAUGAACGAAUCACCUUUACCUGAAAGAUCAGGUGAAUCUAUACCAUGGCCGUUACACGUACAAUACACGUUUAAUGUUUAGAGAUGAUACUUUUCAGUCGUGUAUAAUGUAAUCCUAAUUUACACAUGUAAAGAAAAAAUAUAUAGCACUGAUGUAUGUAGUGAUACCAAACUGUCUUUUUCAUUGAUCUCUACACAGUAUGUUCCUGAAAGUAAAAUGGCGUAAAGCAGUUUGUAACCUGUUGUAGUUUAGUAUUUUUGUAAUAUUGCGCUAUAAGUUAUUAUUUCAAGCAUAUGAUAACCCCAGCAGUGACUUUGAUGUAUGUAACCCUCUUAUAUAUCGUUGUUCCAGUUUUAUUUAUUGUGUUGUAAUUAAAGAGUAUUGUAAUAUG
Messenger RNA from Salvelinus namaycush (lake trout), 1847 nucleotides. Its product is annotated as anosmin-1-like. Gene Ontology annotation, molecular function: protein binding. The transcript has 9 exons. Gene Ontology annotation, cellular component: cell surface. NCBI's taxonomy places the organism in Eukaryota, Metazoa, Chordata, Actinopteri, Salmoniformes, Salmonidae. Gene Ontology annotation, biological process: neuron differentiation. The record is from RefSeq and is a predicted model, not a curated record. The coding region runs from base 1 to 1191 and encodes 396 amino acids.